AUGACCCAGCAGGGAGCGGCGCUGCAGAACUACAACAACGAACUCGUCAAGUGCAUCGAGGAGCUGUGCCAGAAGCGAGAGGAGCUGUGCCGGCAGAUCCAGCAGGAGGAGGACGAGAAACAACGGCUGCAGAACGAGGUGAGACAGCUCACGGAGAAGCUGGCCCGCGUCAACGAGAACCUGGCCCGCAAGAUUGCCUCUCGCAAUGAGUUUGACCGGACCAUCGCGGAGACGGAGGCUGCCUACCUCAAGAUCCUGGAGAGCUCCCAGACCCUGCUCAGUGUGCUGAAGAGAGAAACUGGGAACCUGACCAAGAGCACAGCCUCGGAGCAGAAAGCCAGUGGGGGCAAGGACAGCUAA
Messenger RNA from Orycteropus afer afer, 360 nucleotides. RefSeq names its product SS nuclear autoantigen 1 (gene SSNA1). Gene Ontology annotation, cellular component: centrosome; ciliary basal body. The record is from RefSeq and is a predicted model, not a curated record. NCBI's taxonomy places the organism in Eukaryota, Metazoa, Chordata, Mammalia, Tubulidentata, Orycteropodidae. The coding region runs from base 1 to 360 and encodes 119 amino acids. The transcript is spliced from 3 exons.